ACCCAACGUUUACGACAUAGCAUUGAAGUACUAUUCUAAUAUCGCUCUCUGUUAUUUUGUAAGAAUAUCGUAAUAUUCUUAAAAAUGGACAACAAGGAGAAGUCUCUCGUUUUGGAUAAACCUGGACAGAAAGCCUUGAUGGUAGCUAAACGUAAAGAAUUUAGCGGUCUUGUCAAAAAACCAAAGAAAAAUGUUUUGGGCGAAGAUACAUACACGGAGCAAGUAGAAAACAUCAUUGAAAGGGAUUUUUUCCCCGACUUACCUAUGUUAAAAGCAGAGAAAGAGUAUAUGGAAGCCGUUGAGAAGAAGGAUUACGCCAAAUUAAGAGAAUUACAUUUGAAACAUGGCGGUAAGUUUACUCCUAUGUAUUCGAACCAUGGUGGAACGCCAUUACUCUCCGUUCCUCAACCCGAGUCUGAAAUGAACCCUUUGACUGGUGAAAAAGUGAUAGGACCGGAAGACGAAAGUUUAAAGAAGGAAAAUCCAGACAUAAACCCGGAGAAAAAGAAUGAUGGUAAUCUGACACUCGAUAAAUAUCUUUCGAAGAAUACCAGCGAAGAUAACGAAUCCUUUUCGGAAAUUAUGCGAGAAAAUGAUAUAAAACACCGUUUAAAACACGCCUGGUUAUAUAAAAAUUCUGCUGAUGAGGCAACAAAUAGUCAAAAAGCUUUACCUAGUAUAGAAGAUCAGGCGAAAGAACCCCAAAAGGCCCUAGCUACUUGGAAUUAUAAAGGAAAGAAUGAACUUAUGUACUUUCCUGAAGGAAUGGAAUAUUCAGAGCAAGAAAAAAUUGAACAACAAAAAAUUGCGCCUCGAGAAAUUGUUCAUAAAAAUACAAGAUUACAAAAGAAAAUGUCGGUUGAAGACGCCGCCAAAAGUUUGAAGGACGCAACUAGCAAUGCCAUUCACCAAUUAAAAGGAAAAUAUGGAAUAGAUGGUAAAGAAUUAGCUGCAACCACGCCCGGUGCCGGGGGCUAUGGUUAUUUGGCUACCCCGUCGCCUUGUCCAGGCGUUAACGAAUCGCCACUUAUGUCUUGGGGUAAUAUUGCUUCUACGCCUGCCAGAUUAGAUCCACCCAGCACGCCAUCUGUUGAUAGCGGGCCGAUUUUUAAGGUACCCGACUUGCCUCAAAGAGAUAAGAUCGCCCUAGAGCUUUCUGAAAAAAACUUAAAAGCCCACCGGGAUAAAAAGAAUAAAACUUUACAACACGUACACUCGUCAUUCCAUACACCAAAAUUUGGAAGUUCAUCACUUUCUCCAGCUGGUCAUAACUUACAGAGAAAGUUGGGCAUCCGUACAUCAACGGAUAAAGCUCUCAAGUCGUCUUACACUCCAUCGCCCAAGGCUAAAACCCCUACAACGCCCAUAAAUGACAGGAGCACGCCCACAUUGUUGGGUAAGAGGACACCAUCAUUAACAGAUAACCUUCUAGUAAAAAGAAAGAGACAAACUGAACAUAAAAGUGAACGAGAAUUGAAUGUUCAAGACAAGUAUUCGCCAUUAGUUAAGUCGAGAAGUGAAAGAGUUAGAUCCGCUGCUUCCGAUUUCUUUUAGUAUGUAUAUAUAAAUAUUAGUAUAUAUAUUUUUAUACAAGUUAACUUUAUUGAGAAAAUGUUAAAAACUGUUUAGAAAUAUUUGUUCAUUCUAUGACCAUAUUUGUAAUUUUGGCCUACUUAAUCGAGCAGAUCAAUUAACAGUACCUAAAUUAUUGGUUGAGAGGUUGAAAAUAUAACUAAAAUUACCGGAAUUAUCAAUUAUAAAGUAAAUAAAUGAUACAUAAAUAUUGGCCCAUAAAUUUCUUUUUCCUUUCAUUCUUUCUUUCUUUCUAUCAAUCAAUCUAUCUAUACAUCUAUCUAUCUAUCUAUCUAUCUAUCUCUCUCUCUCUCUAUCUCUCACUCACUCACUGAAUGAGAAAAGUACUGUAUUUUUACUAGAGUCUUUUGUCGUUUCGAAAUGGAACAAACUCAUAAUAGUACUCAGUGCAAAUUGAAUAUACAUUGACAAGAUAUUGUUAAAAUUUGAGAGUGUAUAUGGCUUUAAACUAUUACGGAAUGUUAGAUAAAGGCCUAUGUGGCAAUGUUUACAGGAAUUUUAUUGCGGCAUUCCAUAUAUAGGACAAAAAGGAAAGGUAAAGAGAGGUAGAGAGCAGAGAGAGAGAGAGAGAGAGAGAGAGAGAGAGAGAGAGAGAGAGAGAG
This is a messenger RNA of Dimorphilus gyrociliatus, 2195 nucleotides long. The record is from the annotation of a GenBank genome assembly. Lineage: Eukaryota; Metazoa; Annelida; Polychaeta; Dinophilidae.